AUGGCAUCCAAGGCAUUUGCAAUCAUCGCCGGCGUCGGCCCCGGCACUGGCGCAUCCAUUGCCAGACGUUUCGCCCAAACCUACUCCGUCGUGCUCCUAUCCCGAAACCCCGACAGCUUUGAGCCCCUUGUGAAGGAUAUUAACUCCAGCGGUGGCCACGCUGUUGGCAUUAGCACCGACGUCUCCGAUGCGAAUAGCGUCCGCGCUGCUUUUGACCAGAUCGCAAAGCAGUUCCCCAGCUCUGUUUUGGCUGCAACAAUCUUCAAUCCCAGUGGUGGUUUUGUGAGGAAGCCUUUCCUCGAACUCACGGAGGACGAUUACUCUUCAUCUCUCAAAUUGCAAGCCAAUGGAGGCUUCAACAUCGCCAAGCAUUCCCUUCCCCUCCUUCUCCAAGCCAGAGGCGCUACUCCUCACCCACCCACUCUGAUAUUCACCGGCGCGACUGCCAGUCUCAAGGGAUCGGCCAAUUUCGCAUCACUUGCCUCGGGCAAGUUUGCACUGCGUGCUCUGGCGCAGUCACUCGCUCGUGAAUUCGGGCCCCAGGGUAUCCAUGUGUCUCAUGCCAUUAUCGACGGUGUUAUCGACAUCCCACGUACCAAGGCCUGGACCUUCGAGCACGAAGAUGCGAAGUUGAACCCCGAUGCGAUUGCGGAUUCGUACUGGCAUCUCCAUACUCAGCCGCGGACCACUUUUGCUUUUGAGAUGGACUUGAGACCUUAUAUCGAGAAGUGGUAA
Messenger RNA from Penicillium cinerascens, 735 nucleotides. RefSeq names its product oxidoreductase, short chain dehydrogenase/reductase family. Lineage: Eukaryota; Fungi; Ascomycota; Eurotiomycetes; Eurotiales; Aspergillaceae. Bases 1 to 735 code for a protein of 244 amino acids. The transcript has 4 exons. The record is from RefSeq and is a predicted model, not a curated record.